Messenger RNA from Symbiodinium pilosum, 327 nucleotides. The record is from the annotation of a GenBank genome assembly. Lineage: Eukaryota; Dinophyceae; Suessiales; Symbiodiniaceae.
GUAAACGGGGCAACUGGGGGCGUGGGUCUGGCAGCUGUCCAGGUAGCACGUGCACUGAACUGCCGCCAGAUCAUUGCCACUGGCCGCGGUAGUGAAAAGCUUGCAGUGGUAGCGCGCCAUGGUGCGACUUGCUGCCUCAACCUGGAGGAGGAAGUCUCGCUGGCAACGGCACUGAAAGCGCAGACCAACGGCCGUGGUGUGGAUGUGGUCUUCGAUACAAUUGGAGGCGAGGUUUUUGACGAGUCCCUGCGUGGCACGGCCUGGGGCGCGCGGGUUCUGGUGGUCGGCUUUGCUUCGGGAAAGCAUCCAAGCAUUCGCGCAAAUUAU